Molecule: messenger RNA, 3323 nt
Organism: Anarrhichthys ocellatus (wolf-eel)
Lineage: Eukaryota; Metazoa; Chordata; Actinopteri; Perciformes; Anarhichadidae
Product: GTPase IMAP family member 7
Exons: 2
Coding region: 601-1668 (355 amino acids)
Molecular function (GO): GTP binding
Source: RefSeq, a predicted model, not a curated record
CCAUUACUAAUUAUUAUUACUCAUUACUAUAUGGUUGUAAUGAUUGAAUGGUUAUCUGACGAGUUAUAUUCUGAUGGAACAACCUCUAUGGCCUCUGUGACUCACUGCAGGUCGAUAUUAGAAACACAGCUGCAUCUUUUUAUUGUUUUGAAUGAAUUGUUUUGUUUUCACUGAAAAUAUGAGUGUGCGUCUGACGCUCCGUGGAGUCAGAGCUGACCUGAGACUCCACUGCCCUCCAGCGGUCACAGCAAGGAACUGCAAUACUAAAUCAUCAAUAUCUGUGCAACGCAUUGCUUGUGUGAUUACUACAAUGGCAACAGUAACAUCAGUAUUGUGGUUCGCUGGAUUGGUAAAGAGCCGUUUUAUUAACGGUUGUAACUUUCCUCUACGGUGUCAUCAUAUGAGCGGUGUAUAGCGCCUCUCUGCUCCUCCACGGACUGCAGCUGCACCGAUGCGCUCUGCGGUUUAAAUGCGCUGAUUGAAUGACAAAUAAAGGCACGAAAACGUCUCAAUCGCAGCGGAAACAUACGGAAUCCGUCUCCUGUAUGCCCGUCACCAAAAAGCCGCAAAGCCAAGGACUUUUUUCUAGUUCCUGUUAGGAUGUCGUCAUCUGAAAAUGCUGCGUCACAUAAAGUCUGUGAAGCAUCGCUCCCUUCAUCAGAGGCUGAACCCCUGAGGAUCGUCCUGCUGGGGAGGACAGGAACAGGCCGGAGCUCCUCAGGCAACACCAUCCUGGGCAGGGCCGCCUUCUGGGUCACUGUCUCCCCCUGUUCCGUCACCACGCGGUGCGAGAGACAGACCGGGACCGUCCACGGGCGGAGCAUCUCCGUGAUUGACACUCCUGGUUUCUUGCACACACGACUGUCCCCCGAGGAGGUCAUGGCUGAGGUGGGACAGAGCGUCGUCCUGUCCUCUCCGGGCCCCCACGCCUUCUUGGUGACCCUGCAGCUCGGCAGGUUCACCCAGGAGGAGAGGGACGCCUUGGAGUGGAUCAAGGCUACGUUUGGACCCGGAGCCACCAGGUUCACCAUGGUGCUGUUCACCGGGGGGGACCGGCUGCGGGGCAAACGCAUCGAGGACUUCCUGGGGGAGAGCGACGAGCUGUCAGAAUUCGUCGGCAGCUGCCACGGAGGGUAUCACGUCUUUGACAACAGCGACCGGGACGAGACAGCGGAGUGCUCGCAGCAGGUCGCACACCUCCUGAAGAAGGUGGACAAGACCGUGGCGAGCAAUGGAGGCGGCUGCUACAGCAAAGAGAUGUUCAAGGAGGCCGAGAGGGCCAUCAGGGAGGCGCAAGAGAGGAUUCUGGGAGAGAGAGGACACAAGGUGGAGUCCCCUAAGAAGGCUCGGAACACAGAGGAGCAGAGACCAGAGUUGGAGAAGAGGAGGAGGGAGGAAGAGGACAGGAAACGGGCAGAGAGGCUUUUCUGGUGCGAGCUGCUGACCGCGGUGGGGAAAGGCGCCGCAGAGGGGGCAGGGAUCAUGGGUAAGGACGAGGAAGGGAAAGGGAAGGCUGUGAGGAAGGUGAAGGUGGUGGAGAGGGCAGCGGCUCUGGCAGCGUCGCCGCUCUCCAUCACUUCGGCCGCAAAAGCGGUGGGAGGAGCUGUGAGGGAAGGAAGCAAGGUGUUAUACAAGCACAGGAAAACUUUCCUGAAGACACCUCAUUGAACAAAGUCAAGUAUCCCUCAUUGUAGUAAAACCUUGGAUCAACAUAGAGGGGGUGAUGUGUUCCGUGACGUAAUGCAGCAGCACUUUCCAACCAUACUGUCAAAUAAGAAUGCAUGUGUGUGUGUGUGUGUGUGUGUGCGCGCACACCCUAAGGUAAACAUCCUGGUCUGUUGCGGUCCAUGUGGAUUGGUAACAAAGAACAAAGCCACACCUUUGAAUUGAGAGAACUCACAUGUUAUAAUAAAGGUAAUGUCAUAAAAAAUAAUGUGCAAUUCAUCUUACUGUACUAAAAAACUGAUUUAUCUUUUACAGAAGUUCCACACGCUUGACUGCCAUUUUUUUUCAUCCCCCGACACAAAAAGACAGUUUGGUCAAGGAAACAACCCAGGAAAAGAAAACAGCAUUUGUUUGACUAAAGCAUUGGAACAGUUAUCUUUUCCAUCUUUGGCUUCAUUUAAGACACGACAGAAUGUUUAGCCCUUUUUUUUUUUUUCCUCCCAUGAAGAAUUACAUUGAAAUAUGAAAGACGACGAUUAAGAUGAAAUACAAAAAAAAGUCAACAUACUUGGCAAUAAGGAAAGACAUUGUUUGCAUAGAACGCAGUUAUAGCUAUUCAGGGAGUGUCUGACGUUACACAACCACAGAGAAAGACACUUUAUGGAAGAUGUGUGAUUAGUGAUAUUGGGCUAUAUAAAUAAAAUUAACUUGACUUAAAUAGUUCAGAGUACAAAUCUCAAAGAAGAAAAAAAAAAAAAAAACUACAAUAUUUGUCAUGGAAGUUUGUCAAAUGUGCCGGUGAUUGGAUAGAGUGUAGGACGCUUUGACAUGAAACUGUGGGACCUUUUACAGCUUUUAACUCAGAAGCUACAUACAAUCUACCUGAAGUACAAUUUUGUGGAUUUAACAUUGUAACUGUCUCCAGAGCCAAAGCCCCAAAGUACUGAGAAAUACACAGUUUCCAUAGCGUCAAUCACUUGCAUGAAUUUUGAGUUCCACGUGCACGUCAGGGACGAAUUUCUAGUGUCACAUUUGCAUCUUCUGAAGAAAAAACAAACAAACAAACAAACAUACGUCCCCCAAAACUUUUGACCACAACAGCGCACGUAUGCAUGCAGACUCACACACAAAGUACCAAUCACAGCCCAAAAAAAAAAAUCAGGUGCACACACUUUGGUCCACAGAAUGACGUCAGACCAGAAGUCCCGUUCUUGAAAACAGACGCAGGAGCUGUCGCGGGCACAGGUGUCGGGUUUAAAUGGGCAUCGGCAGGCUCAUCUUUCCUCUUCCUCGGAGCACUGCAGAAAGGCAGAGGACAGAGAGGAAGAACAAAGCGGACUUGAGAAGGGAAACUUUUCCUGAGCUACGUUUGAGGAUACGUUUUGCUUUAACUGCUAGUCUCUACUCACCCCUUGUGACGUAAAGGUAGAAGAAGUCGCAGUAGAAAAUGGUCUGCACCACGCCGGACACCACGGCGAUCUGGUCGAAGAAGUCCUCGGUGUGGUAGCGCCACACCCAGUUGGCUAUGUAGAGGGCUCGGUAGAGGCCGAGGAAGAACAGGUAGUGGGUGGUGAUGGACUCGGCCUCGCCGGUCUUUGUGAUCAUGAAGAGCUGCGGCAUUAUGGCCACCGCCUCCAGGAAGAUGGAGAAGGUCCACA